Salmo salar (Atlantic salmon) is the source of this 6087-nucleotide messenger RNA. Its product is annotated as scavenger receptor class F member 2. Lineage: Eukaryota; Metazoa; Chordata; Actinopteri; Salmoniformes; Salmonidae. Gene Ontology annotation, cellular component: focal adhesion. The record is from RefSeq and is a predicted model, not a curated record. Gene Ontology annotation, biological process: heterophilic cell-cell adhesion. Gene Ontology annotation, molecular function: protein binding; scavenger receptor activity.
CUAUAUCAUAUGUGGCACACCCACUUUUGUAUGUUGCUUAUCGCCUCUUUUCUCUGAAAAGAAAUCAACUGUGGCGCACGAAAAGUAUGCUCACUUAACUCUGUGUAAGUAACUGCAGGCAAGGAUAGAGUAACAAAUCAGAAAGUGCCUGCCCCCCGCCACUCAUGAGAGCGCAAUAGAAAGAGAAGGCGACAAAACGUUAUUAAUCUUUGAUUUAAAAAAAGAAAAGGGAAUCUUUGCCUCGACCAGUCGAAAGAUUUCGUUUGUACCUAUGCCAUAGCACUGUGCAUAAAACAGAAUAUUUGUGGUCAAGUUAUGGUUGGUGGCAAUAAGCGGGUGCUUUUAUUGUCGAAGGAGGAUGCCCGUUGGAUUCCGCUACUUUCCUGAUGCCUCUUUCCUUCUUCCUUAUUCUUCUGAAAAUGUAUGGGAUAAUGAAUGGUUUAAUAUUACGAAUCAGCAAUGAAGGAAAGUAAUCGUUCGAGGAGAUCGAAUUGCGUGUUCAAGUUUGGGUUUUAUAACUUCUUUGGAACUGUGCUCUGUGUGGUUUGGUGUCGCUACACAUUCUUUCAACUCUUGGGUACGUCGAUGGCGUAGAUGGCGCAGUGGUAAGCCUUUUCUCCCCAACUGGAACCUGGAUCAUUUCUCGAAUACUUGGAUAAAGCUUCUGAAGUUCCCACAAUAACAAAACAUUUUUUUUACCGCCGUGGAUUAUAAACGCAACCCUGGAGAGCAGAAGAAUAGGAGCAAUUGUCGUUUUCUGGAGAGGAGGAAUGCGGAGAGAAAGAGGCAUCUAGAAGGAUGCUGUUUCUUGUAAAAUGGAAUUGAAGAUCAUUAUUGAAGUUGUUGUGGUGGUUUGUUCAUUUUUUUCUUUGAGUUUUAGCCAAGAACUCAAUCCUAAAGGCAGGAAUGUAUGCAAAUUACCAGGGUCACCAGGCUUUGUGUGCUGCAGCGGGUGGGGGCAGAUAGGAGAGGAAUGUUUGACACCUCUCUGUGAAGGUAACUUCACCUGUAAGGAAAAUGAGGUAUGCGUUAGGCCCAAUGAAUGCCGCUGUCGCCAUGGAUACUUCGGAGCCAGUUGUGAUACAAAGUGCCCCACCCAGUUCUGGGGCCCAGACUGCAAGGGCAAGUGCCAAUGCUUUCCGAACGGCCAGUGUGAUGAUGUGACGGGCAAGUGCACGUGCAACCCUAACCGCUGGGGGCCCAACUGCGAGAAGCCCUGCCUCUGCCAGAAGGGCAAGUGUGACCAGGACACAGGCACAUGCACUUGCCAAUAUGGCUUCUGGGGCCCUCAGUGUGCAAACAACUGCUACUGCAGUCUCAACUCUGUGUGUGACCAGAACACAGGAAGGUGUAACUGUAGUCCAGGCUGGUCGGGGAGGAAUUGUGCCAUCCAGUGUAACUGUAAUAACUCUCCAUGCGAGCAGUUUACGGGUCGUUGCCAGUGCCGGGAGAGACUGUGGGGCCCCCGGUGCGAGAGGUAUUGUCAGUGUAUCCAUGGGAAGUGCAACCAGGCAGAUGGCUCAUGUACCUGCACACCGGGGUACCGGGGGAAGUUCUGCAGGGAACCGUGUCCCGCAGGUUUCUACGGACAGAACUGCAGGAACAGGUGUGGCCACUGUAAAGGCCAGCAGCCCUGUAAGAUAACAGAGGGGAGGUGUGUGACCUGUGAGAGGGGCUGGAACGGGACCAAGUGUGAUCAGAUGUGCCUGCCAGGCUUCUUCGGAGAGAACUGCCUGGAUGUGUGUCCCCCGUGUAAAGAUGGUCACUUCUGCAACCGCAUCGACGGAAAGUGCUCCCACUGCAACCCCGGCUGGAUCGGGGACAGGUGUGAGGUGCGCUGUCCCAACGGGACUUAUGGGGAUAACUGUGAGAAUGACUGCAGCCACUGUUUUAACGGCGUUUGUCACAUUGCUACCGGAGAGUGCCUGUGUGAGCCGGGAUUUUACGGGACCUACUGCAAUAUGACGUGUCAGAUGGGUCAGUAUGGAGUGAACUGUGCCCAGACCUGCUCCUGUCACGACAAGAACUGCAACCCAAUGUCUGGGGCCUGCAACCUACAGCCCAACCAGCGGAUGGGCGUGAUCGCGGCAGGAACCCUGGUCUCUUUUCUGCUCAUUGUCCUCCUCUCGCUGCUUUGCUGCUGCUGCCUCUGCCGAAAUAAAGAUGACCACAAUCCUGACCAAGACAACUCUACCAACAGCAAAAAAGCCAAGCGGAUCCUGUGUGGAAGAUUCAGCCGAAUCAGCACCAAACUCCCCCAGAUCCCACUGAGACGACAGAAGCUGCCCAAAGUAGUCGCCCACCACGACCCGGAGAACACAUUCAACUGCAGCUUCAUCGAGCCCCCCUCUGUAGCUGAGCAGCCCUGCCCCUCCUCCUGGUCCUCCCAGGAGUCCUUCGAUUCCUUCGAGGAGGAACCCAGCGAUGAUGGCCCCGUAUACUGUGUACCCCAUGAAGAGUCACUGAAUGAGAGUAAGGAGAAGCCAGCAGCUGAGAAGCCAUCCGCAGCAGCUGUGCCCAGUGAAGACGAUGCAGGGGAGUACACCUCUCUGAAAGACACCAGCGCUACCAGUACCACCACCAACAAGCCUCAGGCUGGGGACGGGAGCGAAGCAACCCUGCUCAAGUCCUCCGACAGCGAGGGCUCCACCAGCGGCUCUGAGUCGGCCAUCGGGGCCCUCUAUGCUCGCAUUGCACGCCUCUCCAAGAACUCCAAGGACGAAGAGGAUGGGGGUGGCAGCACAGUUACAAUAGAGGUCAAAGGUAAUGGCAAGCCACCUUCCCCGGGAUGGAAGACCACCACCAAACCACGCCCGCCAGACCCCUCCACCAAACCGAAGGUGUCGUGGAUCCAUGGGAACACCGGGGGUACCACACCCCAGGUGGAGCAGCUGAACCAGGGGGGUAAGGGGCUGACAGUGCCCAAGGAAAGGACGACCAGGAGCUCCAGCGACAGCUCAGCCAAGAGCGAAGAGAGGCAGAGGCUGAAGGAGACGUCCAAGGAGAAGAAGAACCAGGAGGGGAAGGGGACGGAGGUCAAUGGUUCCCCCAUCAAACACAAGGCCCACCGGCUGGGAAGGUCCAGGGAGGAUAUUAACCACAUGGAGCACAUAAAUGGAGUGGUGCAGAACGCUCUCAAGAAGAUCGGUAACUUCCACAACUCCAACUCUGACAAGAAGGUGGCCGAGAAGGCAGCCGCUUUGGAGAACCCCAAGGAGCCGCCCAAGAGCCCCAAAGUGAUCCACCCACACAUGAACUCCGAGGCUGCCACACUCCUGGCAGCCCAGCUCAAAGAGAAGACGCAGAGCAUCAACCGGAAUGAGGGCACUGGCCUGGUAAAGACCAACGGCCUGCCCACCCCAGCCUUCCGGGACCGAGGAGACCGGGAGAAGCCCACUCCUCCGCAGAAGGCCAAGCGGACCACUCCGGCCACCCCAGGCCACCAGGGCUCCAACAAGCCUCUGCUGCCCACCACCACCAGCCUCCAGAAGAUGGUGGGUGUGGGGGUCCCCACAACGGACCCAGCCACCCCCGAGGUUGCCCCCAAGAGCCCGGAGAAGCAGGACUUGAACGGCUCCAGGGUGGGAGAGGGUGGUGGUGGAGCAGUGGACGUCACGCCAAAGAAGACCCCCAUCAAAAAGCCUCCCAGAAAGAGAGGCAAGGAAGGGACAUUGGAUACUGCUCUGGAAACUAAGACACCAACAAAGACAGCAAUUAUGCCACCGCAGAUAAUCAAAUAGACCAUUUGUUACUCCAAUACCUAUUGACCAGGGUUUUUUAUUGUUACUCACACAUAUGACAAUGGGGAAUUAAUUACUUUUCUUCCAAAGGAGACAUGCAAAAGGACUUGGUGGUUUUUCAUGAAAGGAAUUUAUUAUGUGUGUGUGUGUGUGUGUGUGUGUGUGUUGUGUGUCCAGGACCAGUGGAAAGUAAGUAGAACUUUGUUUAAACUGUGGUUCUUCUCAUUGGUGUGGGAGUGUGUUUGUAUUAUAUUGAACUCAUAUACCUGCAAUGUAUCAGUUUUCCACUUCAAAGCCGGACAUAACUGUGGCAGUGGGAGAGUUCUGACAGCGGCAAACAAUCAUCUUCUAUUUUCUUCCAUCUAUACUAUAUCUCUCCAAUGCCCACCACUAUAUUUAUAUAGGAAUUUCCAACAAUAUUUGUAAUUUAAAAUGUUUUUCCUCAACAUUGUAUGUGAUACAACAAUAGAAAUGUAAUCUAUGCAAAGUGAGGUCUCAAGUUGAAACAAGGUACUGAGAAUACAAAUAUAGUAUUUGUCUGUUUGAUUUAAAUUAGCCAGUUUCAAUAAGGAACACUCCAUAAAGGAGAUUGAGUUAUUUGUAUCUUUUUUUGUUGCUAUGUUGUCCACAAUCUAAUGUUUUAGCUGAAGUACAGUACGUUUGUUCCACAGUUUUGUCAGUCACAGUUUAUUGACAAUGAAAUGAGUAAUCAAUGCAAACUUUUAAGGAAGCACUUGUUGUCAUUCCCCUCCCAUCAGAGCAAUAGCCCUGUAUUCUGAUGGCACGCACUAUAUUACCUGGAUAUGCUGUAAAAGCAGCUAAAAAAAGCUAAGGUUAUGUUCUUUCGUCGGGCCUAUUGAACAGCUAGUGUACAUGUCUUAGUCUUAGAUUCUUUCCCACUCAAUAGUUUUCAGCCUGAUUCUUACGCACUAAUAAAUGUGGGUAGGCAAUGUUCCUUAUACCAAAUGCUUCUGUGCAUUGUUUCUGCAGCCAUUGUUUUCUAAGAAGCACAUAGAGACAAAUGUAUUGCCACUAGGUCUUUGGCCACUAGAAACAGUCUGUGAGAGGCAUUGGCUUAUCUGGUAUUUCUCAUCAUAAUGUUGUUUAUAAAGGUUGAAGUCAUGUUUGAAUUCCACAUCCACAGGGAACGUAACAGAUUAAAUAUUAUACUUACAUUUUGAUACUUCAAUCAUUCUUUACCAGUAUAUUAAUCAUCCACCUACCUAACAGACAAUCUAGUCAUGUUACAUUAGAAGGUUACUUUUUCUUAACUUGAAUUCCAGUGUGGCUAAUUAGCUGAAUAAUGCUAGCUAAUUAAAGCUAAUUGGUUAAAGAGGCCUUAUUGAAUCAAGGGUAACACUUACCCCGAAAGGGAUGUAUUGUUUAAUCAACAUUUCAUAUUGUAUUAAGUUUUACUGGUUUUAUACAUAUGAGGAUUACUACAUUACAAGAGGAGGAUCGUAGAAAAGAGUAUGGAAUAUAAAUACAACACUUCAUUAAAAAACAAUUAAUCAAUCUGCAUAAUAUAAGGUAGUACAAAAGUGGCAGUGGUUCAGGCUGUGGAUUCAGACUUACUGAAAAUUCAACAGUUUUCAGAGCUAUUUGAUAAUGCUUAUGAUUGUUUUGGUGCCUUUGAUGUUUUCAUUUUUUUAUGGUACAGCCAGCCUACUCUUUACCAGUGUUCUUUUUCUACACGUGAAGGUGUUUUUGUAUCAGUAUAAUUGUAUAUGUGUGUAAGCUGCGCUUAUAUGAAUUAUUUUGCUACUUAUUUUUGUUUGUGUCAAUGAACUGGCUUUCAUGUUACAUUUGAUUGUUUGUGUCAGGCUCUCUGCAGCCACAGUAUGAGUAUGUACUUUGUAAAGUUGCCUUUGGCUUCUGUCAAUGUUAUUGUUUGUUUAACACUUAACUGCAUGAAGCAGAGUGAAACUUAUCUGGCAUUAAUAGCUACACAGGAAUCUAUAGCCUACUCUCUUUAUCUUAUCGACUUUCCCAAUUGCUAUAAUUUUGUCCAUAGGAAAUAUCAAAACUUCAAAGGAUUAUACAGGAUGUGCAUUAUUGUGUUACCACUGUUAUUAAGUACUAAAACCAUAUGAGCUGUGUGAUUAUAAAGUGCCAAUUUAAGCAAGCAGAAAACACAUCUUUUUAUAUCUGACUGACUGGCCUCUGCCUGCUUUCACAGGCUACAGUACAUAUUUGUAAGCAGGGCCUCAUAACGCUGCAGAAACAUUAUCAGCGAUAUGGUAUAUUUGUUUGUUUGUCUGAUCUGAUUUUCAGUUGUUUAUUGUCGUUGAAUUUGUUUUAUUUUUUUUUAUUUACUUCUUUGAAAUAAAAGCGAUACAUGUAGCUA